AUGGAAGCCGCGGCGAAGACGGUCCAGCAGCUCACACAGCGCAUCCUACCCGAGAAACCCCAUCACCUAUCCUACUCCGCAGACUGGCGAUAUCACAUCCCCGCCAACGAGUCCCGACAGAAGCAUCCUGAGGAAUGGGAUAUUACCCGCCUACAAUAUUCGACACUUGUGUCGGAAGCUGAUCGCGGUGUACUCCUUACCAGAUCGUACUACGACAUGCGUGUCGAGCCCCCGAAACCCGUCCCUCGCGACGUGGGUAUCCUCGCAAAGGGCGGCGAGAAGAAAAAGUUGUCACUCAGUGACUACAAGAACAAAAAGACAUCUGGCGUUACCUCGGACACAUCCACGCCAGAGCCACCCAGCGCCAGAAAGCGCGAACAUGAGCGCGCAUCAGAAUCCAAAUCAGUGCCAGAAAUCAGAAAACAUGAUUCACAGCGUCAAAGAGACCACCACCUGGAUGCUAAACCGCAGAAGCCCCGGGAACUCCCUGUUGUUGAUAUGAGGCUCCCUCCGAAGCCACCUGCGUCCCUCCCACCUCGACCCGUAUCACCCGACAGCAGGAAACGUGCAUCUAACGUUGACGACGACCAUCGGUCUCAGAAACGGCCCAGGCCGGAUAUGCCUCGCCCAGUUGACGACCGGUCGCGAUCAGGUCGAGAUGAUCCCCCACGCCGGAAGGACAGAGAGGCUUUGCCGCCUUCUGACAUACCAUCAAGAGACAAGCCAUCAGUCCCAUCUUCGCUUUCAAAUGGACGAGGUGUUCUCAAAGGUACCAAUACCUCUGCUGCUCGUAACCCUUCCCCGGCUGGACGCGCACGUGGUGAUUCAGUCAACGGUGCCCGGCCAGGCGCAUUGGGGAACACAAAAGGUACACCGGCCAAGGCCGAUACUACUUCGCGCUCAUCCGUACCUCCACUGCUCUCGCCUCUUCACUUGAAUCUGGAGAGUCAGAACUCAGCAGAUAAAAAUGAUAGAAGAAGGCCACGCGAUGAGGCUGCAGAUACUAUCAAGUCAACAAAACCAAAGAAGCUUGAAGCACCACCGCCACCACCCAAAGCAAGAAAUGAGUCGGCCCGAGACAAGUCACCUGUGCGAUUGCCUACACUUUUGUCGCCCACGUUGCCAAGCGCUCUGGAGGCUGAGCUGUCGCGAAGAAAGGUUUCUGUGAAGACAAUCGAUUCCAAACUGUACGACGAUCGGGACAAAGACGAGCCAAGCGACAGGCGGAGCGAAGAGCGGCACAAGUCAACGACGGCAAGGAAGGCCCCUGUCGAGCACGAAGAAGAAGACGAGGACGAGAACGAAGAGCCAAGAGAAAAGAGGCGAUUAAUCGUGACGCUAAGAAUAUCCAAGAGAAUGCGACAAACGUUCAGGCGCAUAUUGGCAUUGCCGCCAAAGCGGAGAGAACGUUCGGAGAGCACAGAAGCACAGCCAGUCAGCCAGGCGAAGAAGCGUCCGGCGUCGACAGAGAAUACUGGCGACACGAUAGCUGUCAAGCGCCCUCGGUUGCCGUCGGUUUCUUCGGCCCUGCCUCCUCCGUCAACGCCAUCCAAGAAGGGUGCUGCUAUGUCUCGUGUCAGUUCCAGUAACUCGCAUGCUCAUACGCCUGGAGAUGUUUCUACAGUGACACCUAUGCCCGUUGGAUCUUCAGAUCGUCCUGCCACUAAUGGCACAGAUGUUGGCCGAAGCGACAAAGCCGAUAUCCGGGCCGUCAAUGAGAAACAUACCCGCUUCUCUAAUCUGGGUCGACGACUCAAGCACGAGGGCGACAUUGCGAACCAGCGAUGCAAUAAGCUUGCAAACAGUGGUGAUUCGCGCGGAAGCGACACAAGCCGCAAACAGUACUACGCGCUUGCAGUUGAGAGCACUGUCGCCUUCAUGGCCAGCUUCCACCUUCUAAAUGUGAGCCGCAACAUGCAGCACAAGUCAUCCGACCCAGGCCCUUGGGCUAGCUUGAUCAAGAUGGUCGACUACCUGCAAAAAGAAACUCGACGCGACACGCGGCGAUAUCAACCCAUGUAUGCUCUUGUGUUGAUUUUGCAGGCCAUCACAGUGGAUGAGUUUCUCAAAUCGUUCCCCAACUACGAUCAUAUAUCCAAGGAGGAUAUCUUCGCGCACCAAGCGGUUCGCUACCGAAAUUGGACCACAGUUCGUGACGUCUAUGAAGGAAUAAGUAACUCGCGUCUUCGAGCUGAUAUAACACCCUGGUCGACGGUCGAGGAAGUCUGCCAGGCGUCGAUGCGCGUUAUCCGACAAUGGUGUCAUGAUGAAAAUGUCGAUUGGUCAGCCGAGUUCGACCCCAAAGAGGCCAGCAUACGAGUUGCUCGGCAAUAA
Molecule: messenger RNA, 2334 nt
Organism: Fusarium venenatum
Lineage: Eukaryota; Fungi; Ascomycota; Sordariomycetes; Hypocreales; Nectriaceae
Source: RefSeq, a predicted model, not a curated record